This is a messenger RNA of Amborella trichopoda, 1207 nucleotides long. RefSeq lists its product as uncharacterized. NCBI's taxonomy places the organism in Eukaryota, Viridiplantae, Streptophyta, Magnoliopsida, Amborellales, Amborellaceae. The record is from RefSeq and is a predicted model, not a curated record.
UAAAAAAAUCCUAUUUCUCUCUCUAAAGAUCAUAUUAUAAGCCCACAGUCUAUUUUAUCUUCGACAAGUUUCAAGUUUAAAAUAGGCACUUUCUCUCUCUAAAUAACCGACGCUAUUUUCUCUCUCUAGACUGAGACCCUUUUAUACUCGCAGUUUUAUUUGAUCACUGAUUUGAUGCCACCCUGCACUCGUGGGGGAGCAAAAGGCCCCAAAUCUCCUAUGCGGAGUAGGAGUCUUGGGUUGGAUGAUUUGCCCCAAAUUAGGGUUAGGGCUUGUUUAGCCCUUCUCCUCCCUGGUGCCUGGUUCUAAGGUUUUCCUACUAUCCAGAGCUUCUAAGUCUCUCAUGGUGUUCUCUUGCCCUAAGGUUUGACACACUCAAGAGAUAUGCUCGAAAACAGUUCGGGAGAUGCGACCGUUAAGAGAUACGUUCCUCCAAGGAAUCGUGUUCUCAACAGGCGCAAAUCUGGAGAUCGCUUUGAGAGAUUAAACUACUUUCAUGGCAGUGAAGGAGAGAGGAGUAUUGGAACUUCUUCAAAAAACUCAUCUUUGACGGAGCAUGGUGAGGCAGGUAGUAGCAGCAGCCUUCAGAACGAUACCAACCCACUUGUUGCAGGGUCAGUUUUGGUUGAUGGAUGUAGUAACAGUGAGGCUGCCAAGCUGAUGAGCGAGCGCUGGGCAGCUGCAAUGUCAUCCUAUAAUGAUCCAUCAGUUGAGGUGACUGAAAAGCCGGUGAUGUACUCUGGUUCCAGUGGGUCAGCAUGGGGCUCCUCAAAGCUUACUUACCAUACGAUGGAUUUCUUUGCAGAGCUUCAGAAGGCAAUUCUAGCAUCCAAUGCCAAAGAUUGAAAUGGUGAAUAAAAUAAACAUGGAAAUGGAAUUGGGCAUAUGCCAAAAAGCUCUUGUCUUCUAUUCUAGACUUAGAUGCUCUUAUGACACCUUUGAUUUUAAGGACAAAAAUGGCAUCAUUUGUGGACGGAUUGGUUUCCCACUUCUAAACUGAACAUCUAUACUUCUGUAAUUCACUUUCUAGGGUUGAAGCCUUUGAAACUUGUGGAAUGACAUGUUUAGGUGACCAUGGCUAGACUCUCUCUCUCUCAGUGGCUUUGUAGAUUUGUGUGUUUGAUAGAUACAUUGGGAGGGACUUGCUCUCACCCUGUAUUCAUUUAGAUGGAUAUCCCCUUGCAUUCAUUUAGAUGGAUGUUUUGAA